AUGCCAAAACAGCCUGUUCCGGCGCCGCCGCCACCCGUCUGUAGAGAGUCUCUGGGCUUAUCCCCCGCAGUGCUCGCCAAGCGGGAUAUCAUUAAGCAAUCCCUUUGGUGUCCAAAUCCGUCUAACAUUGAGUAUGAUCGAUACUCAGAUCCAGCUUGUCCAAAAACAAUACAUUAUAGGCACGUCGUGAAAGCUGACGAAGUUAUCCGUGAGAUUAUUAACACUACUCCACUCAUGAAAUCAAAAACAUGUGAAAAAUUUGGCAUGGAAUUAUACUUCAAGCUAGAAACCGUUCACUUUACUGGAACUUUCCACGAGCGAGCGGCGAUAUAUGCUUUACUAAUGUUAACUCCUGAACAGAAGAGAGGUGGUGUCUACACAGCAUCCGUGGGCAAUUGGGCCCAGUCUCUGGCACAUCAAGGGCAAUUACUGGACAUCGCAGUGACGGUGGUACUCCCCUCGUGGACUGCUAACUCUAUUGUUGCCCAUUGUCAGGAAUAUGGCGCCACUGUCGUGCUCUGUGGUAAAACCAUACUCGAGGCCAAAAAACGCGCUUUUAAGAUGAUACACGACCAAGGUCGUAUUGGAACUUACAUAAAUGGAUAUGACCACCCUAAUGUAAUAGCUGGUGCUGGUUCUAUCGGUAUUGAAAUAUUGGAACAAUUGCCCGACACUGACGCAAUCCUCAUCCCUAUCGGUGGCGGGGGACUGAUUGCGGGCGUGGCCACUUUUGUCAAGCACGUUAAACCAAACAUUCUGAUAUACGGCGUAGAGACCGGUAAAAGCUGCAGUUUUGCAAAAGCUAUUGAUUACAAGAGCCCCUACCUAAUUGAACCCGAAAGGGGUUUAGCUGAAUCAUUGACCGUCCCUAAAGCUGGUGAAAAUGCUUUUCAUACGGCGAGGUCGCUCAUCGAUAAACUGAUAUUAGUCCAUGACGACUGGACUGCACGAGCAAUUUUACAUCUCAUGGAAGAAGAAAAGGUAAUUGCAGAAGGAGCCGGUGCAAUCAGUUUAGGAGCACUCAUGUCCAUGCCAGAUAUACUUCCAGAGUUAAAAGGCAAAAAAGUGGUGUGUAUCGUGUCUGGAGGUAACAUGGACAUAUGGCCUUUACAACGGGCUAUCGCACAUGGGAAGGCAGUUGAAGGUCGAUGUAUCGCGAUAACCAUGCGGCUGAUGCCUGGAAUGGAAAAUUUACGAAACAAAAUUUUAAGAGUAAUUCAGAACAUGAAAUGCAAUGUAAAAUUUUGCGAAACGCAAAAGAAUUGGCUUGACGAAGAUAAAAUACUUGAUACAGACGUAAGAUAA
Messenger RNA from Helicoverpa zea (corn earworm), 1305 nucleotides. Its product is annotated as L-threonine ammonia-lyase-like. The coding region runs from base 1 to 1305 and encodes 434 amino acids. The transcript is spliced from 10 exons. Gene Ontology annotation, molecular function: threonine deaminase activity; L-serine ammonia-lyase activity. The record is from RefSeq and is a predicted model, not a curated record. Lineage: Eukaryota; Metazoa; Arthropoda; Insecta; Lepidoptera; Noctuidae. Gene Ontology annotation, biological process: L-threonine catabolic process; L-serine catabolic process.